UUUUUACCACACCUCCGGUACCGGUUUCAGCAUCUUUCAUUGGGGAUUUGGACAGCUUGGAGAACGAGGAGAGUUCUUCAGCUGACGGAGACAAGUCGAUGAUGAGUCAAAGAUGCGGGGACAAGGAAAGACAGACUGAAAAAAAUGAGUGAUUGAUGGGUUUUGUUUCGAAAGUAACAUACCAUCAGGAAACCUGCCGCGAAUGAAUUGUUCUUGUGGAAAACCUCUAAGAAGAGAACGAUACAAGAUGCAUCCCUCAGACUGUGUCCUCGACAUAUCAAACAUAUUCCAUUCUACUUCUGUACUUGUCGAAAGUAGUUGCUUCGGAAAAUCUGAACCCACAGCAAUUUUGAGGGACGUAUCAGCCAGAGUCCAUGGAGGAGAAGUUCUCGCAAUUUUAGGAUCAAAGGGUUCUGGAAAAAGGGCUCUUUUAGAUGUCAUUGCUGGAAGAGCAGGUGGAAAGACAAGAGGCCGAGUGACUUUGAACGGCAGCUUGUUGACUCCAGAGCUGUUCAGAAGACAUGGAGGAUACGUGGCCCAUCGUUGUCAUCUUCUCCCGAGUCUUACAGUCCGUCAAACGUUGACCUACGCGACCUGGCUUGCAAAUUUAAGCAACAGAGAUGCCAGGGUGAGACAAACUCUUGCAGACUUGGCCUUGUCCCAGGUUGCAAACAGACCAGUGAGUGACCUCACAAGACCUGAAUAUCGAAGACUCAUGUUGGGAGUCCAACUUGCUAAGGACCCAACUAUACUUUUACUCGACGAACCAACUUGGGAUACCGAUCCCUUAAAUACCUAUCUGAUAGUUUCGAUGUUGUGGUCCUACGUAACCAGAAGAGGAUCUAUUGUAGUUUUAACUAUGGAAACACCCAGAUCUGAUGUUUUACCAUUCGUCAGUCGAGUCGCUCUUCUUUGUUUGGGCGCUGUAGUUUAUUCUGGCCCAACUAGAAGCAUGCUUGAUUAUUUUACUUAUAUAGGAUUUCCUUGUCCGGAAUUGGAAAACCCUCUCAUGUAUUACUUGUGUCUUUCGACUGUGGAUCGUCGUUCAAGAGACAGGUUUUUAGAAUCGAAUCAACAGAUCUCUGUCCUGGUGGAAAAAUUCAAGAUCGAAGGAGUUCUUUACAUGAAAGACACGCCUGAAGAUCCGAUGAGUGUUAAAGAGUCUCCUUUAGGAAUGGCUCACAAAGGUUUGGGUCGAGGAAUCAAGCCAGGAUGUUUCUCAACUCUGAUCGCACUCUAUAUGAGAGGUAUGGCAACAACCUUUGCUCUCAACAAAUCCGGCUUGGGACAUUUUGCAGCGAGAAUUCUGAUUUUGCCAUUCUCGAUCGCCUUGCUUAGCAUUCUUUAUUCCAAUUCAAGUCUUUAUCAAUCAAGAAUAUUCCUCCAGACUGGCGGUUUGGUAUUCAACGUCUUGACUCUCUUUUACUUAGCAGGAAUCGCCACAACUGCUCUUCUCUUUCCAAGUUUCCGGGCGAGGUAUUACCAAGAAAAACGAGAAGGUCUCUACGGAGGAGCGAUGUUUUUCACAGCCUACACUCUUCUAAGUUUGCCUCUUAGUUUGACAUCGACCCUAAUCACAAUUGGAAUCCUCGUACCCAUCUUGGAUCUGGACCUUUCAGCGUGGGCUCAUACUUCAGGGACACUUUGGGCGAGUUACGUAGCAGCAGAGCAAGUGACAAUUGCUUUUUUGAUGGUGAUUGAACGGCCCAUGACGGGAGCAAUAACAGUUCUCUACAUAACUCUUAUUUCUCUUAUAAUCGCUUCCGGAGCGAUGCGAAGUCUCAGAAAUUUGCCAGAAUGGCUUGCGGCUCUUUCGACAGCACUUCCGACUCGAUAUGCUUCAUUGGCUUUGAAUCAAUUGGCGAUUGAGAGACCUGCCACUCAAAAUUUAGCAUACGACGAAAACACAGUUUGUCCUGGAAUCAAAGAACUUUGUCGAUACCCAGAUGGAAGAACGUACUUGAUUGAACGCUUUACGAGUGAAGGAGAAAAUCUAUCAAGGGUUCUCAAUGUCAACUUGAACCUUUUGGUCUCCUUGGCGUUUUGUCUCGGACUUGUUAUUCUAAACAGUGUUUUGUAUCUUUUGCCUCUUCCGGCUCGAGUCAAAGCGAAGUUUAGAGAAUAGAUUCGAGAAUAAGAAAUGUUUGUAAUAUAGCUUCAUGAUGCAGACUCUGAUAAGAAUUCUCAAUACUUGCACGGAGUUAUGUACAUACGCUAAGUUGUAAAAAUAGCUUAAGCUCGUAAAUUUAUUAUACAAUAGUUUUUACAUAUUUUCUGUGCUUAGAAUUGUUUACAAGACUGUAAAAUUAAAAUAUACACAUUGACUGUAGUUGUAGGAAAUAAUACAUCUAGUUUUUCGAGACAUAAAUCAAUCAGAAAUAAACUGAAAUUAUAUACUGAGAAA
Belonocnema kinseyi is the source of this 2404-nucleotide messenger RNA. Its product is annotated as ATP-binding cassette sub-family G member 5. Bases 203 to 2125 code for a protein of 640 amino acids. The record is from RefSeq and is a predicted model, not a curated record. Gene Ontology annotation, cellular component: plasma membrane. Lineage: Eukaryota; Metazoa; Arthropoda; Insecta; Hymenoptera; Cynipidae. The transcript has 6 exons. Gene Ontology annotation, molecular function: ABC-type transporter activity; ATP binding; ATP hydrolysis activity.